UUGCAGCAGAAGUGGGAGUGGGUACCUGUCAAAUUUGGGUACCCGCUCCCACUUCCAGUCCGAUUGCCUAGGCGGUCGGAAACGGAAGGUGUCCUCCCUCCCUCCCUCCCUGUAGUCUUUUGGGACACGUGACAGGUCCCAGAAGGCUACAGGACCAUUCAUGAAGUGCAGCGCUACUCACACAUGCGCAGUGGGUACCCAGCUGUGAAGCCGCAAGCUAUCACAGCCGGGUGCCCACACUGAAGAUGCCGGCCUCCUAGAAUACAGGACGGCCGGUGAAAUGGGCUGUGGGGGACACACCACGG
Staurois parvus is the source of this 305-nucleotide messenger RNA. Lineage: Eukaryota; Metazoa; Chordata; Amphibia; Anura; Ranidae. The record is from the annotation of a GenBank genome assembly.